AUGCAGCGACAACCCCAUAGGCGUCGAAGGCCGGCCUUGUCGUGCCUUGAAUGCCGCCGCCGCAAGAUCAAAUGCAACCGAAAUGAACCCUGCGCUCAUUGUAUCUCUUCUAAGCUGCAAUGCACCUACAAGGUCUAUAGCGAUGAGCCUAUUUCUGCUACUAGCCCGCAGCCUCGCCAGGGCUAUACCCGAGGUGCGGCUCUCAACAAGUUAGCUCAAGCGCCUUCUCCAUUAACCCAGGCUCAAUCAUUCAACGCCCGGGGGCCAAUCAUAGAAGGCAACACUAGCCCACCUGGGGUUCAGACAACGGAAGAAUCAUCGUCGCCGUCUCUAGGAGAGCCAGUUGGGAGGGUAGGGCAUAACAAGAACCCGCCUAUCCUUGGUCGCAUCGACCUCCAACAACCCAAUCCCGCUCUAGAUGUAGAACUGGGUCUCAUCGACAUCUUGAAACGAGGAGUGGGACUGGAUAAAUCAUCAACGUCUAGUCCCAUGAAUGGUCUGACCGAAUCAGGUAGAGACAUCCUCGCGCGACAGCUAGGGUUACGAGAAUCCCAGAUAAUACUGAAUAAAACGAGGAUGUUGGGAUGGAGCCUUCGGAUAGGCACGGCUCAAGAGUUUGCGCCCAUCGUCAACUGUUAUAUCAAGGCUUCCAAUAGUAGAAAGGAAUCCUCACCCCAAGAUACUGAGCUUGGGACGCUGUACUCCCAAAUCUGGGAUCUCCUUCACAAAUGUAAAACUAUGGCACGCCGUACUAAGAUAGGGCGACCUAGCCGAUGGCUCUCUCAUCCCGAGUUUGACCUAGAGCCUCCACCCCGUGAAUUAGCGGACAGGAUGGUAUCUAUAUACUUUAAAUCAUUCGAGUCCACAUACCGCAUACUCCAUGAAUCUACCUUUAUGUCCGAGUACCAGAAGUACUGGGACCAACCAGAAAGCGUCACAACAGAUCUUCGUCUCAAAGUCCUUCUUGUCAUUGGGAUAGGCUCGAGCCUAUCCGAACAUAUAGGGCACGAUGUCGCGCUGCGAAAUAUGGUUAACCAAUAUGUUUACGCCGCACAGACAUGGCUCUCUGGACCUUUGGAAAAAGACCGGUUAGGUGUCGCCGGGGUGCAGAUCUAUUGUCUUACCAUUCUAGCAAGACAGAUCUUCUCAAUUGGCGGCGACUUGGUUUGGGGUUCUGUGGGAUCUCUCAUCCAUAUAGCCAUGCAAAUAGGUUUGCAUCGUGACCCCAAGCAUUUCCCAUCAAUGUCUAUAUUACAAGCUGAAAUCCGUAGGAGACUGUGGGCCACUAUUGUCGAAAUGGUUGUUCAGUCAUCCUUGGAUACGGCAAUGCCACCAAGGAUGACCCUCGAUGAUUUUGACACGGAGGCUCCAUCUAAUGUCAAUGAUGAUGAGAUAGACGAAUCAACCACAACGCUCCGGCCUCAUUCUAGAAGCACUUUUACCACAACCUCUAUCCAGCUGAUUCUAUUCGACCUGUUACCAACGCGCCUUCGGAUUCUUCAUCUGCUGAAUAGUCUACAUGCCGAACUUUCGUAUCUGGAUGCCCUAACAUUAAGCGCAGAGAUCACGGAUCAAUAUCGGAUAUCUAACACUUUUAUGAGGGAAAAUGAACAGUCCGGUGCGACGCCAUUUCAUCGGAAUCUGCUCGAUUACCUAGUGCGCCGAUUCUUGAUCCCCCUGCACUGCCCGUUUGCUAGCGAGGCACGAGUCAACCCUCUGUUCUACUAUUCGCUUAAGGUCAGCCUAGAUUCAGCUCUGUCAAUCAUCUCCCCUGAACCAGACGAAGGCUUCUCCCGUCUGAUGGCUAUCGGUGGAGGCAUGUUUAGGGAGGGUAUCAGAUACUCCAUAACUGUCAUCACACGUGAUCUCAUCGCUCAAAUAGAGUCUCAGCGCGUCGACGGGACCCUACAUCGUAACCCCCAGUAUAUACACCUGCUCAAACAAGCCGUAAAGGGCAUGGUCGAACUGUCUAUGGAGAGGGUCCGGCAAGGCGAGACCAACGUCAAGGGGCCCAUGUUCUUAAGCAUGAUUAUGGCUCAGGCCGAAGCCACAGAAGAGGGUACUUCGUGUGAUCUCAAGGUCGCGCAAAGUGCCAAGGACAGCCUUGAGCUGUGCUAUGACAUAAUGCAGGCGCGAGCCGGCACUAUCUCGUCUCCAGGACCUAACACGGGACUCACUCCGAUGAGUCUUAGCGGCGGACAGGGUGAUUAUGGGUUAGACUUGGAUUUUGACCUGGAUUUCUUCUUCUCGGGUGGAGCGGACUUCUCUUAG
Messenger RNA from Annulohypoxylon maeteangense, 2271 nucleotides. RefSeq lists its product as uncharacterized. Gene Ontology annotation, molecular function: RNA polymerase II cis-regulatory region sequence-specific DNA binding; DNA-binding transcription activator activity, RNA polymerase II-specific; zinc ion binding. The coding region runs from base 1 to 2271 and encodes 756 amino acids. NCBI's taxonomy places the organism in Eukaryota, Fungi, Ascomycota, Sordariomycetes, Xylariales, Hypoxylaceae. The record is from RefSeq and is a predicted model, not a curated record. Gene Ontology annotation, cellular component: nucleus. The transcript is spliced from 2 exons. Gene Ontology annotation, biological process: regulation of transcription by RNA polymerase II; DNA-templated transcription.